Euleptes europaea (tarantolino) is the source of this 3229-nucleotide messenger RNA. Its product is annotated as KIAA0319 ortholog. The transcript has 20 exons. NCBI's taxonomy places the organism in Eukaryota, Metazoa, Chordata, Lepidosauria, Squamata, Sphaerodactylidae. Gene Ontology annotation, cellular component: cytoplasmic vesicle; plasma membrane. Gene Ontology annotation, biological process: neuron migration; negative regulation of dendrite development. Bases 1 to 3201 code for a protein of 1066 amino acids. The record is from RefSeq and is a predicted model, not a curated record. Gene Ontology annotation, molecular function: protein binding.
AUGGCCCUUGGAUUAGGAUUCCUCUGCUUUCUCUUGCGGGCUUUAACAGGGUGUUUCUGUCAACAAUGCAGGGAAGGUGCCACGUACUCAGAUGCAAUAAUAUCUCCCAACUUAGAAACGACUAAAAUCAUGCAGGUCCCCCAUGCGGUGUCGAUGGCAGACUGCACGGCAGCCUGUUGCGAUCUUUCAGACUGCGACUUGUCCUGGAUGUUUGAACGGCACUGCUAUAUCGUCAAUUGCCAACAUAAAGGGAACUGUGAGCCCAAGAAAAUGGAGAAGGUGAAGUCUUAUUUGACCUUUGUGCGGAGGCCUUCCCAGAAGCCAGCCUCUUUGAUGAGGUUUCAGCAGAUGACAUCCAAUGCACUCCCCUCUAUGGCACUGCGGGAUGACCCAUCGGAGGAGGUGCGUAGCCUAAAGGAGCUGUCCUUCAUAAGCAAAGAGCGUAGCCUUGAAGAGGCACCGGACGACACGGACGAGUAUGGGGAUGUGGAUCAGGAUCCAUUUCAGUUGAACGUCAAGAAGGAGAACAUUGACUAUGCUGACUGGGGUCUGAUGGUUGCCCCAGAAAAUGGCUUCAAUUCUUCAGGAGGCCAGCAUGGAGAUCUGGUGAAACACGAUGGGGAGAAAGUUAAUUUGAGAAGCCCCACCAAUAAAAUUGUACCCGAGGUGAAAUCUGUCACUGAAUAUCCCGGAGAGUUGCCUGAAGUAACGCUGGACCCGGUGAAGACAGCAGCUGCAAGUGAUUUGGAUUUUCAACCACCUAAAGAAGCUAAUGACUCCUGGCAGGAAAAGGUUCUAACACCCUCCCAUAAUCCUCCUCCUUCAGACAUCCUUGGAUUUCUCUCCACAUCUGCAACACAAAUGCAAACAGACCUCAGUAAUCCCAUAAAGGAUGAAACCUCAUCGCUGCCCACCAGUAUUCUCACCACUGAGCCUUCUGCCACAGGUCAAGUACUGAUUCCCACCACUGCUGCAAAAGCAGAGCUGUUGGUGUCAGCUGGAGAUAAUCUGCAAGUAACUUUACCAGAAAAGGAAGUCAAACUGCAUGCCUUUGUCGUUACACCAUCAUUUCCAGAAGCAUCCUAUAGUUAUGAGUGGAGCUUGAUCAGUCGUCCUGAUGACUAUGAUGGUGAAAUGGAGGGCAAGCAUACACAGUCCGUGAAACUUUCUCAACUGGCAGUAGGUGUCUAUGUCUUCAAAGUGACUGUUUCUUCUGAAAAUGCGUUCGGAGAAGGAUUUGUAAACGUCAGUGUCCUGCCAGCCGUCAAAAUAAAUCAGCCACCUGUUGCUGUUGCAUUUCCCAGAGUGCAGGAGAUCAUUUCCCCCACAACGUCUGCUUUUAUUGAUGGGAAUCAAAGUGUGGAUGAUACUAAAAUAGUAAGUUAUCACUGGGAGGAAAUAGAAGGUCCCCCGAGGAAACAGAAGGCAUCUGCUGAUACAUCAGUUUUACAGCUGUCUGACCUCGUUCCUGGCAAUUACACGUUCAGGCUAACAGUCGUAGACUCUGAUGAAGCAGCAAACUCUACUACAGCUUCUUUGAUAGUCGUCAAGCCUGUAGAUCAUCCACCUAUUGCCAAUGCUGGACCAAAUCAAUCAAUCAGUUUGCCCCAAAAUUCUAUCAUACUAAGUGGAAACCAGAGCUAUGAUGAUCAUGAGAUUGUAAGCUACGAGUGGUCCCUGAGUCCUAAAAGUAAAAGCAAAGAGGUAGCAAUGCAGGGAAUGCAGACUCCAUACCUCCAGUUGUCUGCUAUGCAAGAAGGCAAUUUCACAUUCCAGCUGACGGUUACUGAUUCUGUGGAGCAGCAGUCCACGGCCGAAGUCCUGGUGACUGUGCAGCCGGAAAACCACCCUCCAAGAGCCGUGGCCGGUCCAGAUCAAGAGUUGACGCUCCCUGUCCAAAGCACUAUUCUUGAUGGAAGCCAGAGUAGCGAUGAUCUAGGCAUUGUUUAUUAUCACUGGGAGAAUAUCAGCGGGCCGACCUCUUUGCAAAUGGAAAACGUGGACAGUGCGGUGGCCACCGUUAGGGGUCUCCAAGCUGGAACGUAUCACUUCAGACUGACUGUAAGAGACAAUCAGGGACUCAGCAGCAGCACUACGCUUUUUGUGACCGUAAAGGAAGAAAGCAACCACCCACCACAAGCUUAUGCAGGAGGCAAGCACAUCCUUGUUCUUCCCAAUAAUUCUAUUGCUUUGGAUGGUUCACAGUCUACCGAUGACCAAGGAAUUGUUUCCUAUCUUUGGACUCGGGAUGGUCAGAGUCCAGCUGCAGGAGAUGUGAUACAUGGCUCAGACCACGAGGCAGUAUUGCAGCUAACCAAUCUUGUGGAAGGGAUCUAUACUUUUCACUUGAAAGUCACCGAUGGCAGAGGAGAUUCAGACACUGACACCGCUAUAGUGGAAGUUCAGCCUGACCCUAAGAAAAAUGGCCUGGUGGAACUGAUAUUGCAAGUUGGAGUCGGCCGGUUGACCGAGCAACAGAAGGACACGCUUGUGCGACAGCUUGCGGUGCUGCUGAAUAUCUUAGAGUCAGACAUUAAAGUUCAGAAAAUACACGCCUAUUCUGAUAGCAGCACAGCGGUGGUGUUCUACGUGCAGAAAGGGUAUCCUUUCAAAGUCAUAAAGGCUUCAGAUGUGGCACAGAUGCUCCGUUUGCAGCUCUUGAAAGAGAAGCCGGACUUCCUGCUUUUUAAGGUGCUUCGUGUUGACACUGCUGGUUGCCUUCUAAAAUGCUCUGGACAUGGACAUUGUGACCCCAUCACUAAGCGUUGCAUUUGCUAUCAGCUCUGGAUGGAAAAUUUGAUACAGUGGUACCUGAAUGACGGAGAGAGUAACUGUGAAUGGAGUAUACUCUACGUCAUGGUGUCUGCUUUUGUUUCGAUGGUGCUGAUACUGAGUUCGGUCUGGAUCUGUAUCUGCUGCUGCAAAAGCAGAAAGAGGACCAAAAUAAGAAAGAAAACAAAAUACACAAUUUUGGAUAACAUUGAUGACCAGGAGAGAAUGGAGCUGAGGCCCAAAUAUGGUAUAAAGCACAGAAGCACAGAACACAAUUCCAGCCUGAUGGUAUCGGAGUCCGAGUUUGACAGUGACCAGGACACCAUCUUCAGCAGAGAGAAGAUGGACAGAGAGAAUCCGAGGAAUCUCAUGAAUGGUUCCAUUAAAAAUGGCGUCUCCUUCAGCUACAGCUCAAGAGCAGAUAAAUAACCCUGCAGUGAAAGGACACGUUGACCCA